AUCGGGCUCGUUCAGCAGGCGCCCGGCCAGAUGGGAUAAAUAAGGCGACCCCAGUCGCCGACAGGAGGGGGAUCGGGGAAAGCGGCAACAUGGUCCGAGAUGGCGGGGGCGGCGGCUGCCACCGAGGCAGCGGUGAUGCCAUGCUUUCCCCGCAGGGGCUCCGGCUCCUCCUCCGCCUUUUCCUCCUCCUCUUCCUCCUCCUCCUCCUCCUCCUCCUCCUGCCCAGAUGUGGCCGCCGCCCCCUCCAGCUGCUCCUCACCCACCGCGCCCACGGUACAACAAACAUUUCAGUCCCAGACGUUUGUGCCUCUUGCCAUGUAUUUGCUACCUGUCAACAAAGAGAUGGGAAAAAGAUCUGUAUCUGUAACUAUGGUUUUUUGGGAAACGGAAGGACCCAGUGCAUUGAUAAAGAUGAGUGCAACAUUGGAGCCAAACUGGUCUGUGGAGAACACACGUCAUGUCAUAAUACUCCUGGAAGUUUUUACUGCAUCUGUCUGGAAGGGUAUCAAGCAUCAAACCACAAUAAGACAUUCAUCCCCAAUGAUGGCACCUCCUGUUUAGAUGUGGAUGAGUGUAAAGUUUCAAGCCAGUGUGGACUUGGGGGACGGUGUGUAAACAUCGAUGGCAGCUACGAGUGCUACUGUAUGGACGGAUACCGACCGAAGAAUGGGACACAACCUUUCCAUCCUGCCGGAGAUGUCGCUCCUUGCACAAAAAUAGACUGUGGCAUUCCGCCUGAGGUCACCAACGCCUAUAUCUCAGGAGGCUACAGUUCUGGUUUGGGUGGUGAGGCUCAUUAUUCCUGUAAAGAAGGAUUUUCCAGUGAUGGCAGAAAACAAGUGGCGAUAUGCACAGAUCCUGGUGUGUGGGAAUCCCCUUUGUUUCAAUGUCAAGCUGUGGAUUGUGGGGCUUUACCUUUAAUCCCAAAUGCCCAUCCAAUUUAUGUGAGCAACAGCACUUAUGGAAGCCAAGUUAUGUUUAAAUGCCAGGAGGGCUAUAUCCCCCAAAGUGGAAACCCAACUGCUUUUUGCAAUGCCAAAGGACAAUGGGAAGGUCCCAAUUUCAUUUGUACAGCAACAGACUGUGGCAUCCCUCCAGUCAUCCCAAACACGGACAGGAUCUGGGACAGCCAGACCAUCCUGGGCAGUGAAGUACACUUCGUGUGCAAAAAAGGGUUUUCCAGCACUUCAGGAAGUAGGCUGUCACGUUGCACAUCCAGUGGGUCCUGGGAAAUACCGGAUUUAACCUGUGAAGAGCUAAAUUGUGGGGCUCCUCCUGUUAUUCAGCAUGCUGACCUGAUGUGGAAUCACAGUUCCAGCGUGGGAAGCGUGGUACACUAUGCCUGUCAAGAUGGCUUUGAAAGCACCGGAGGGACCAAUUCUUCACUUUGCACGGAAGAGGGUGUCUGGAUGGAAAGCACUCUAGUAUGCACAGGAAAGGCCGCAAUCAGCGAUGUAUCCGUAUUUAAUUACACCUGUGUGAGAUGGAGGAAAAGUACUAGAAGAUCAGACAGGAAGGAGGUAUAUAUGAUAAAUGUGCAAGGACUAUGUUGGGAUCAGAAAGAAUUCCUUCAUGAAGAGAUGUUUAAUCUCACCACAGAGAGUGAGGCUCCUGAGGUUUGCUUAGAUCUGUGCCAGGGUACCAAUUACACUGUGAACAUCACCACUGUCUCUCCUGGGAUUUCAGUGCCAGUUACCAUCAUGAUCCAAACAGCUGAAGAGAAUGAAUUCUUCAAUGUUUUGAUAUUUAAUGAAACUUGUUUGAAAUGGAGGAGGACUGGGAAAGUUGGGAUAGAGGAAAUGUACCAAUUUUCUAUCCUGGGACGAAGAUGGUAUCAGAAUGACUUCUCUAAUGCAAUGACGUUCAACUUCACUACCAGUGAUGGAGCUCCAGAGUUGUGUUUAGAUCUAUAUCCUGGAACUAAUUAUUUAGUGAAUAUUUCCCUUAUGACAUCUUCCGAGCAUUCUGCCCUUAUUCCCAUAGUAAUUCCAAGAGGAGUAAAGGAAAUAAUCAGUAACAUGUCGAUAAAAAAUGAAACCUGCUUGAUGUGGAAGGGAGACGUAAAGAAAACUGAUCCAGAAAUGUAUUUUAUCCACAUCCAGGGGCAGAGAUGGUAUCAGCAAGAAUUUGCUCAGGAAGUGGCAUUUAACAUCACCUCAGGCAGCAGAACCCCAGAGUUAUGCCUAGACCUACAUCCAGGAACCAACUACUCUGUGAAUAUCACAGCAGCCUCUUCUGGUUUUCCUGUGAUUGUCACCAUGACAACACAAAUAUCUGAGCCACCACUUCCAGAGAUUGAAUUCCUAGAAGUGGAAGGGGCUUUGCCACCCCUGAAUUUGCGGAAAUCCGAGGACAGAAAUGGGCCCAUCAGUUCUUACCAACUGCUGGUGCUUCCCUUGGAUGUACAAAGCACAUUUACUUGCGACUCUUUGAGGGCUACAACUUACUUUAGCACUACUGCUCAUGCCGAGGGAUAUGUGGCUGCGGAAUUCCUGGCUAAAGAUGUUACUGAUAACAUGGAAGUCUCUCUUGGAGAUAGACUAUACUAUGGGAAGUUUUAUAAUGGCCCCCUGAAAGGGGGAAAAGAUUAUUGCAUUGUUUUGCGAAUCACAAGUGAAUGGGAAAAGGUCAGGACGCAGUCCUGUGCAGUUUGGGCCCAAAUUAAAGGUUCAUCACUCAGUCUGCAGCAGAUGAUGGGCGUUGGAUUGGGCUCACUGGCUGCUGUUGUUGUCUUAGUGCUCCUGUCCUUCAUCGCAGUGUGGGGACAACGGCAUACAACACAUUCCCUAUAGAUCUUCUGCAGUGUUGGCCUUCCACAAUUGAAGGUUCCUGGCCAUGAAAUCACUUUUUGAGAACCACCUGGGAGCUGUCUUGAUCAUAUCCCCAAAGCGGAACCAGAGGAAUAAUGCAAGAACGUGGCUGAAGAGAGCAAGCAUUUAGCAUUGCAAGCAUCAAAAAAUAAAAUCCUACAAUGUGAUUCUACCUGAAAUGAAACCUUUCUACAGCAGCUUCAGAGAUAGCCACUCACCCAAGGAGGGCGAGUAGGGAAAUAAAAGAUGUAUUUCCAUUAAUUUCACUACUAUUGAUCCAUAGGCAGGGGCAGACUGCUAACAUAGAUGUAUGGAUGUUGAGGGAAGUCAGGCUUUUGGUAUUGAUUUAGGUUAAGGGAAUAUUAGAAAAUACAUGUGACCAAGCAAUCACUUUAGGAAACAGGUUAGCUCGGCUGAAGGAGCGAUCCAUAUGCUCAUUCUAAAGUCUACUGUGCAGUACGAAGGGCUUUCUGGAUACCUAGGACCAUGACGAUGGCUCCAAGACAUGCCCACCAAGGAUGUCUCUGGAGACUAUUACCCCAGAUGAAGCUAGCCACUGUUUGAGAGCUCAAAUGGUGAACACUGUUGACAAUGAGAGUGGUGAAGAUUGCAUUAUUCGCUGAGGAAAUUUUGACCAAUGGUGAGCACAAAUCAGACCUCCCCGGAAGAAACUAGGUGAAAAUGCCGGGCCCACAGAAAUAUCGGUGAGGCGGAAGUGGGUGUAUUUACCGUAAUCAAAUCCCUUCCACACUGCAUGGUAUUCCCAUCUGUCAUGAACCCUCUCAAUUUGGGUCCCUCCAAAAAACUCUCAGACUCUCACACAUUGCUUCUGUCUUUUCCCGGUCCUCAGACUGGCUUGUUAGGUGCUCACAACACAGAUAAGAAAAUCCCUUAGAAACUUUAGCCUCACCUGCGGCUUCUAAGAGAGCUGACCUGUGGAUGCUGCAGCUAUGCCGGUCUACUUUCACUAUACUUUUAGAGGCUUCGGGGAGGCUGGAACGACUCAGGAACCCCAAAACGAUCCUCUGGGUUCUCACCCCCACCUUGGGUGUUGAAAGCCGUGGAGAGUAUAUUCCUGGAUGCCUGAAGCACUGACAGGAGAGGUUGGGAUGGUUGAGUUGGUAAAAAGACGGUGGGUGGCAGGAAGGGUAUGAACACUGAGAUUUUAAGGCAGACAAUCUGGGGUUGGCAGUAGGUCCAGUUUUACUUCUUGGAUUUUGGCAGAGUGCUGACUGAGCCAUGUUCUCUUGUUUGAUAAUGAUGGAAUUUGUUAAGCACUUAUUAUGUUUGUUCAUGUCUCUUUGAGUUCAGUUUAUCAUUUAGCUGCAGUUCACCAGCAGUCCUACUUUGCUUUGCUUUGCACUAAUCACAGAGGUCCUCCCUGUCAGCACCAUCGAGCAGCCCUGAUGAAACAGGUGUUUAUGUUUCUCAAACACCACAAGCCUCUUUGGGAAUUUUUUUAAUGGUAUUUGUAAAGUGCUUACUAUGUGUCAAACACUGUUUUAUGC
Messenger RNA from Ornithorhynchus anatinus (platypus), 4318 nucleotides. It is a transcript of the gene SUSD1, whose product is annotated as sushi domain containing 1. Gene Ontology annotation, molecular function: calcium ion binding. The record is from RefSeq and is a predicted model, not a curated record. The transcript has 20 exons. Lineage: Eukaryota; Metazoa; Chordata; Mammalia; Monotremata; Ornithorhynchidae. The coding region runs from base 90 to 2792 and encodes 900 amino acids.